Molecule: messenger RNA, 1522 nt
Organism: Camelina sativa (false flax)
Lineage: Eukaryota; Viridiplantae; Streptophyta; Magnoliopsida; Brassicales; Brassicaceae
Product: E3 ubiquitin-protein ligase At4g11680
Biological process (GO): protein ubiquitination; ubiquitin-dependent protein catabolic process
Cellular component (GO): plant-type vacuole
Molecular function (GO): ubiquitin protein ligase activity
Source: RefSeq, a predicted model, not a curated record
UAUCGUUUCAUCUCUCUUAUUACCUUUCUGCAAAAACCUGUACGUCCAAAUUUUUUUUAUCUCCAAACCUUUUUGGGGACAGAUCAUCGUAAUUCGAAAUCCCUUUUCGCAUGGCAUUAAGUCAUUAACCGAUCGAAAUUGAGAAAACGAGAAAGCUUCACAAUGUCAACGACGACGACGAACACCACAGAAUCGGACUCAUCAUCUUCUCGCGUCGGCAGAUCAAAUUCCGACGGAAUCAUCGACACGACACCGUUUCUUCCUCCUACCACCGUAUCAAGAACCAUAAGCGUAGAUGAAGAACCCAAUCCGAUUCACCGAUCCGCUAGACGACAAGGUCUAAGAGAAGCAGCGAGGUUCCUACGUCACGCUGGUAGCCGGAGGAUGAUGCGUGAGCCGUCGAUGCUCGUUAGAGAAACCGCGGCUGAGCAACUGGAAGAGAGGCAAAGCGAUUGGGCGUAUUCUAAGCCUGUGGUGUUUCUCGACAUUUUGUGGAAUCUAGCUUUUGUUGCGAUCGGUGUCGCUGUUCUGAUUCUUAGCCGUGACGAGAGGCCUAAUGUGCCGUUGAGAGUUUGGGUUGUUGGUUAUGGGUUUCAGUGUGGUUUACAUAUGGCUUGUGUUUGUGUUGAGUAUAGGCGGAGGAGACGGCGGCGUGGGAGAGGUUUGCGUCACCGAUCUUCGUCUUCUUCUUCGGAAGAUGGUGGUCUUGGGUUUACGAAUCCGUCGCAGCAGUAUGUUUCGCUAGCUCAAUUGGAGGAUAGAAGAAGUACUACGAGUAAUCCUGCAAAGCAUCUGGAAUCAGCCAACACAAUGUUCUCAUUCUUCUGGUGGAUAAUUGGAUUCUACUGGGUAUCUGCAGGAGGCCAAACACUAUCUGCUGACUCUCCUCAGCUAUAUUGGCUUUGUAUCAUCUUUCUCGGUUUCGAUGUGUUCUUUGUUGUGUUCUGUGUUGCGCUGGCUUGUGUUAUCGGACUUGCUGUUUGCUGCUGUCUUCCAUGUAUAAUUGCAAUUCUUUAUGCUGUUGCUGACCAGGAGGGAGCAUCAAAGAACGACAUAGAGCAAAUGCCAAAAUUCAGAUUUAGAAAGAGUAGCAACGAUGAAAAGCUAUCAGGAAUAAUGACAGAAUGUGGAACGGAUUCACCUAUUGAACACUCUCUUUCUCCAGAAGACGCGGAAUGCUGCAUUUGUCUAUGUGAAUAUGAAGAUGGAGUCGAGCUAAGAGAACUCCCUUGCAACCAUCACUUUCAUUGCACUUGCAUCGAUAAAUGGCUUCAUAUAAACUCACGUUGUCCACUCUGCAAGUUUAACAUCUUGAAGAACGCAAACGAAGAAGUCUAGUAAAAUAUUUUUGUGGUUCUAGGAUCAACCCGAACCAUCCCAGAUCAGAAAGUUGCAGAUAUUUGUAAACUCUGGUUCCGUGUUUUAGUGUUGUGUUCAGAUAAUCUAUCUUCUCCUGUGAUUUUUAGUACAGUGCCUUGUGGAAAUGAGAAUUAAUCCUUGCAUUAUUGCACUGUACCUAACA